Molecule: messenger RNA, 1141 nt
Organism: Cydia amplana
Lineage: Eukaryota; Metazoa; Arthropoda; Insecta; Lepidoptera; Tortricidae
Product: galactosylgalactosylxylosylprotein 3-beta-glucuronosyltransferase S-like
Exons: 4
Coding region: 23-1138 (371 amino acids)
Biological process (GO): carbohydrate metabolic process; chondroitin sulfate proteoglycan biosynthetic process
Cellular component (GO): Golgi membrane
Molecular function (GO): galactosylgalactosylxylosylprotein 3-beta-glucuronosyltransferase activity
Source: RefSeq, a predicted model, not a curated record
UGUUUAUGAUUAUCUUAUUGUGAUGAUUACAAUAGCUUUAUUAUGUCGCUUGGAUAGAAAUUCACCGACAGUCUUUGUCUUGAAAGCUCUUAUAAUGAGACCUGUAAAGGUUCUCAAGAGAUUCUUCGUUAUGGCUUUAACUUUAACUGCAGUUUUUCUUUUUUUCUUCUGGAAUAAUAUUGGAAUUCAAGGCUUGCAGAGCUUUGACCCUGUACCGAUACCAGUGAAGAACAAAGUGUGUCACGUAAACUUUGAUGAUGAAAGAAUUCAACUUGUUAGUAACAAAACAGAUUUGAAAAUGAUUUAUUUUGUGACACCAACGUACCCGAGGCCAGAGCAGGUGCCCGAGCUGACACGGCUCGCUCACACGCUGAUGCACGUGCCCCGCAUCCACUGGAUUGUGGCCGACGACCAGCCCCUGUGCUCCGAACAAGUGGCAAAUAUCCUUAGACGUUCCGGACUUCCAUUCACACACGUAUCAAGCCCGAAGCCAUAUAUAUAUAAAGUGGCCAACUUCCCACGUGGAGUAGCGAAUCGUCGAGUGGCCCUCUCCUGGCUUCUGGCUAACGUAAAUGAAGGCGUUCUUUACUUCGGCGAUGACGAUAACACGGUGGACCUGCAACUCUUCGAUGAAAUAAGAGAUACUAAGAGAGUAUCCAUGUUCCCCGUGGGUCUCAUUGGAGGAUACGGCGUGUCUGCGCCUAUUGUAAAAGACGGGAAGGUGGUCGGAUUCUUCGACUCGUGGCCGGCCGCGCGGAGGUUCCCAGUCGACAUGGCGGGGUUUGCUGUCAACAUCGACUUUCUGAAGCCGUCCGCUACUAUGCCAUAUAUUGCAGGACAUGAGGAAGACAUGUUCCUUGUUAGUUUAGGAAUAAAGUUAGAGGACAUAGAACCAUUAGCUGAGAAUUGCUCUAAGGUGCUCGUGUGGCACACCAAAACGUUAAAAUACCCCAAACCUACUUUAAAGAUAAAUAUUAACCAAUAUGAUAAAGAACUCUCACCAAAGUACGAAAGUUUUGUGAACUUGCUCAAGGAAAUUUCUAGACAGGGCAUGGCCGUUUUAGAUGCCAAAACUGGAACAAAAACAUUAGUGAUACGCGAUAAGAAAACUUAUGAAACUUUAGUUGGCCUUAAUUAAUAU